GUGGCGCUGAAUGCAGUACUCUCGUGGCGCCGCCUGGCCAUUGCCGGCUGCCUAUUCGGACGGACAUCGAAGGAAAUACGUCGCUGGUUUCUGCCAUAGCAAAAUGGCAACGGGCGACCACGGCCCCGUAGGAACUCUUUCCCGACGUACGGUCGGUUUCUCCGAUGCCCUGGACUGGAGGCCACUGCUCUUCGUAGAGCCAGUCAUCGCGGAGAGAGCUUGCGCCCUGUGUGGUGUGCUGUGCAGGAAAGCGGUCAGACUGUGGUGUGCGCAUACCGUCUGCUCCGACUGCUAUGCGGAGUGCGUUGAGCGAGGAGGCACCUGUCCCCUCGAUCAGGAGCCAUUCUGCGAGGACGACCUGGAUCGACUGGAGUGCUCCGCCGGCUACAUCAUGAAGCGCAGGGUGGCCUGCUGGAAUUUGCCUAGUGGCUGCAACUUCAUUGGCCCCGUGUCAAGCCUCCUGGAUCACUUCAAGCAAUGCACCUUCCACACUGUGUCUUGCCCUCAGUGUAGCUGCUCUGUGGUGCGGAGCAACAUUGUGAGGCACUGCAAAGAAGGCUGCAGCAUAGCUCCAACCAUGGAUACAGUUGCCAACAUCUCCCUCAACCCUGAUCACGGCAGCAUUGAACAGGCACGCAAUGAACUUAAAGAAUCCCUGGGGAAGAUUUCUGUAGACCUGACGUUCCUGCAGAGCAGCCUAAACCAGUGCUCUGAAGACAUCCGAGCAACAGGUACAAGCUGCAAAGACCUGCUGGAAGACCAGUUUUCCAAGCUUAAUGACCUCAAUGCACUCAUCACAGCUGGCUUUACCGAAAAACAGCAGGCACUUCAGAUUGUUGAUGCUAAUGUGGUCGCUGCUUUGGUCACAGCUGGCACCAGCAACCGAGACCUUAUUGUUAAGGAACUGCAUGCACAGAGCGACCAGCUGAUCGCAUCCACUUAUGCAAGCUGCAAACAGCUGCUGGAAGAUCAGGCUAACAGGUUUGGGGAUUUGACAGCGCUCUGCACAGCCGGCUUCAGCGAAGAACAGAGAGCACUCCAGAGGGUUGUGGCGGAUGUGGAAACCACUGUCAGCACCAACAGAAACAUCAUGACGAAGGAGCUGCGUGAGCAGAGCAACCAGCUGAUGCCAGCCAGAGGAGGGAUGUCCCAGAAACAGAUAUGCAUUUCUACGGAAAUGACAUGUCGCUGGGAUUUCGGGGAUUGGGCAUCCAGGAAAGCGGUAGGGGGAUCGCAGUAUGGCAGUGGAUCCUUUGAGAGCACCUCAUGUAAAAAUAGUGGGGACAUUGAUGUCAUUUGUGACGUCAGAAUCUAUCCUGAUGGCAGUGAUCGAGAGGUUGAUUGGCCCUUCAAUAAGUCAUUGGUAUUUGGAAUUAACCAUCCCACAGACGGGUCAAAAAGUAUUACUAACAAAAUUGGGGCUUAUGGGAACAAACGUUCUUCCUUGAAGCCUCUCUGCACUGUAAAAGAACUUGAUGAAGGAAUGUUUGUUUCCUUCAAUACACUGCAGUUGUUCUUACAGGUUCUGUCAUAG
Molecule: messenger RNA, 1534 nt
Organism: Ixodes scapularis (black-legged tick)
Lineage: Eukaryota; Metazoa; Arthropoda; Arachnida; Ixodida; Ixodidae
Exons: 4
Coding region: 11-1534 (507 amino acids)
Biological process (GO): protein K63-linked ubiquitination; positive regulation of JNK cascade; tumor necrosis factor-mediated signaling pathway
Cellular component (GO): cytoplasmic side of plasma membrane; plasma membrane signaling receptor complex
Molecular function (GO): tumor necrosis factor receptor binding; ubiquitin protein ligase binding
Source: RefSeq, a predicted model, not a curated record